Pyricularia pennisetigena is the source of this 546-nucleotide messenger RNA. RefSeq lists its product as uncharacterized. Bases 1 to 546 code for a protein of 181 amino acids. NCBI's taxonomy places the organism in Eukaryota, Fungi, Ascomycota, Sordariomycetes, Magnaporthales, Pyriculariaceae. The transcript has 2 exons. The record is from RefSeq and is a predicted model, not a curated record.
AUGCUACAUGGCAAGAGGUCAUGGAUAAGAUGCAACUGCGUCCCGCUGCAAACCAGCCCGAAGCUCAACCGGGACCACAGCCCUUGGACGGCACAGCGACGCCGCGUGACCUACUUCCUUCACCCCGGCUACCCUGGAAAAGCAGUGCUUCUCUCGCUGCCCGCUUUGGACGACGGCGGCGUCGACUUCGACACGGCGCUGGUAGCCUGCGGCCUCAUUGCCGGCAACCGGUGGAGCGAUGGGUCUUUCUCCUUGGACUGCAGAGGCGCCGUGAGUGCGGAGCGCCCGGAUGACGGCAUUCUGCGCGAGCCAGAGUACUUCUUUCAACUUCCCGGCCCGCUCGAACCCCCCCAUAUCCCGUCGUGUCGCGCUUCUCACACUGGCGCUUCCCCCAUGACAAUCUGCCACCCCCUGUGGCAAAGAUGGGCGGCAGAUGCGACGGCAUCGCCCAGGAGAAAAGGGUUGGCCUCGCAGUACUGUAUACUCUCCAAAUACGGCGACGGCCUGGAAGUGGCGCACCUGCUACCGACCGGCGAGGAAGAGUAG